Molecule: messenger RNA, 207 nt
Organism: Cetraspora pellucida
Lineage: Eukaryota; Fungi; Glomeromycota; Glomeromycetes; Diversisporales; Gigasporaceae
Source: the annotation of a GenBank genome assembly
CCAGAACAAGUUGUUGCAGCACCAAGAUCCAAAGAGGUCAGCGAAGUAUUCUUGUCAAGCGCAUCAGCUAUUGAUUCUGCUCCUUUACAGAAAAUCUUAUUACAGCUAAGACCUAGUAUAAUUAAAGAAAUGUUUGUUGUGAGGACUUCUGCUAAUGCACAACCUCCAUUAUCGCAAAUCGAUUGCCUUUUAGAAAGAGUGAGAUGA